CGGAGUGGUUCUUUCCGGUAAUGGUAGCAGCAGCAUGGUGAAGCAAAGCUCGGCGUGGAAAAACAACAACAGCGACUUUUUUCUGGAUUUAAGUGGUUACUGUUUCUUAACAGCCGCCUGAAGUUUGAGUUCUUACGAUUUUAAACCGGACACGUUGAAGAAAACAAAACAUUUAGUUUCAAAAUGCCUCAUCGGAAGAAGAAAUCGUUCAUAGAAAAGAAGAAGGCUGUGACAUUUCACCUCGUCCACAGAAGUCAGAGGGACCCCCUUGCAGCAGAUGAGAAAGCCCCACAGCAUGUCCUCCUUCCAGCAGCCAAGGUGGAUACAGAGAAGAGACAGGAGGAGCAGAGGGAGUUUGGCGUUUUCUUCGACGAUGACUACGAUUACCUGCAGCACCUGAAGGAGCCGUCGGCCACUUCUGAAUGGGUGGCGGCUGGACCCUCACAAAUGAAUGUCCUUGAUGAGGAAGAGGAGGAGGAUGAGAAGGACACAGACAAUGCCCUCCCUACAUCCUCCAUCAACCUGCCAUCCUCUGUGUUCGCCUCGGAGUUUGAAGAGGAAGUUGGGCUUCUGAACAAAGCUGCUCCGAUCUCAGGGCCGCGUCUGGACAUGGACCCUGACAUCGUGGCUGCUCUGGAUGAAGACUUUGACUUUGACAACCCUGACAACGUCCUUGACGAUGAUUUUAUCAUGAAAGCUAACAGUUCAGGUGGAAAGCUCAACUUGGAAGGUGAAGACGAUGAUGAUGAAGAGUGGGAGGACACAGACGAAGAGGGCGAUUUUGACUCUGAAGGUGGCUUGUCCGGUGACGAGGAGGAGGGCGGCCGGGGCCGUGAGUUUCUGUUCAUGGAUGAGGAGACGAAGAGUCGAUUCACUGAGUACUCCAUGACAUCGUCUGUGAUGAGGAGGAACGAGCAGCUUACUCUGCUGGACGACCGCUUUGAAAAGUUUUUUGAACAGUUUGACGACGAUGAGAUUGGCGCUCUCGAUAACGCAGAGCUGGAAGGAUUCAUUGAACCGGACAGCGCUCGCCUGGAAGAAAUUAUUAAAGACUACUUCAUACAGAAAGAAAAGGAAUACCUGAGACCUGAUGACCUGGGUCCCAAAGAAUUACCUUCCCUAAAGGAAGAGGAAGAUGAGGAGGAGGAGGAGGAAGAGAUGGAGACUGUUGUUGUGGAGGCUCCAGAAGAAAAGUGGGACUGUGAAACUAUCAUCAGUACAUAUUCCAACAUAUACAACAGACCCAAGGUCAUUGCGGAGCCCCAAAAGCUGAAGCCAAUCCGUGUGUCCCAGAAGACGGGAUUCCCUCUUGAGGUCCUUCCUGCCAGAGGUCCAACCACCAAGCAGGCGGAGCGCAUGACCAGGAUCAACGACAUAGACCUGCCUCGAGUCUCCACACAGCCCCGAGAAAAGGACGAGAGCAAAGAGGAGAGAAAGGCAAGGAAACAAGCCAUCAAAGAAGAACGCAAGGAGAGGAGAGUGGAGAAGAAAGUAAACAAGAUGGCGUUCAAAGAAGAAAAAGUCAGACAGGAGAAGCAGAUGUUGAGCCUGAGAACAAACGUUCAGGGCCUGAAGCUUUAGCAGCCUCUCCCCCUGCAGACUGUUAUUGUUGAAUGCUUCAUCAGGGGAUCAAGCUGCUCUUCACUUCAGAUGAGCUAACAGGACGAUAAAAUCAUCCCCAAAACAAGAGGACAAACGGGGUGCUCAGACUCUUGGGAUUCUUCUAGUCAUCAAGAGAUAAAGUUCUUUUAACUCAAAUUAUAUGCAAGAAGUUUGAGUACAGUAAACUAACAACAGUUAGUAAUCCAGGAGUACUGAAGGCUGGGUAAUAAAACGCUUUUCUGAACACACAGUAUUUCAAACUUCUGAUCCAAAAGCUUGCAUUCAAAUUGGUUUUUUUUUGUGAUAACUUUGUUUUAUCAUCAUCUGUUCAAAUCCUGAUAUAAAACCUAAAACUUGGGCAAAUUUAGAGAAUGUUUUCUUUUGUUGCUGCUCAGUGUUGAAAGAAGCUCAAAAAUGUUGCACAAUUCUGAUACUGGAUAAGUUUAAACUGAUCAAGGUAUACACUUUUAAAGUAACCAAAUCAAGAAAAACCAGUGCUAUAAAGGAGACUUCACAAUACAGACUUUGGCCACAGGGGGCACCAAUAACUGAAAAAUCCUUGCAAUUACUUUAAAUUUAGUAUUUAGGGAUUCUUUAGUUUUGAUUUUUCAAAGAUUGAUCUUGUUUUUUUUUUUGUCAUUAUUUGUGAUAGGACAGCUAAAGAUGGACAGGAAAUGUCAGGAGAUAGGAGUUGUUUCACUACCACUGCCUACAUAUGUUAUUUAGUUAGGGUUAGCUCAGAUCUAACACAAUCUAAUGAAGAAUGUCACCUGUAGAAUAUGUUCACAAAAUGGUGACACACCUAAUCAUUUCAUGCACACAAGAAAGACACACCCCUUAAUAAACCUGUUUUACAGGUUGCAGGUCACCUGACAGUUAAUAGUCUGUGUUGAGACUGAUGAGUUAAGGUAAGGUUGAAAGGUAUUUAUAACAUUUACAGGUCUGCUGUCAGGAGGGGAAAGUCCAGAAAUAAUCCACAUGAGAACAACCAGGAAGAGUCUUGACUAAAGGCCCUAAAAUGGUAGAAUGUUUCCAUUUCCUUAUUUUGCCCAUUGGUUUAAGAUGUUUGAUACAUGAAUAAAAAUAUACAAAAAAGAUUCAACGCUUGUA
Messenger RNA from Labrus mixtus (cuckoo wrasse), 2712 nucleotides. RefSeq names its product LTV1 ribosome biogenesis factor (gene ltv1). The record is from RefSeq and is a predicted model, not a curated record. Gene Ontology annotation, biological process: ribosomal small subunit biogenesis; ribosomal small subunit export from nucleus. The transcript is spliced from 11 exons. Gene Ontology annotation, cellular component: nucleus; cytosol; preribosome, small subunit precursor. Bases 184 to 1581 code for a protein of 465 amino acids. Lineage: Eukaryota; Metazoa; Chordata; Actinopteri; Labriformes; Labridae.